GAGUUCAGUGAGAGUGCUCAGAGGUUUCAACUGAUCUGCGAAAGUUUACCAUGAUGUUUCAUGAACACACGUUUAAUCAUCGACAAAUGUGCAUUUUAAAUCGUGAGUGAAGUGUUUCAAAAAAAAAAACUUGAGGAUUAAAACAACACCCCACAACAAAAAAAACAACAUUUUGGAGAAAAUUAUACUUUUCCUUCCGCUGUUGUCACUUUUUUAACACUUUUUCCAUCUUCGCUGCGGAAAUGGAGAAAAAAUUCAAGAUUGCUUUACUGUUGACACUGACAUGCACGAGUGCGAGGUCAUUAAAUGAGAAGAACACGAAGGAAGAAUUAUUAGAAUCGGCAGCAGCACAAUUGGAAAGACUGCAACCAUUUCGAAAUGCUAGAAAAUUUUCAACCAACGAUUUGGAUGCAUCUAGAAAUAAUUUUUUUUAUCAUUCCAAUAAAACGAGAAAUCGUGAUAAAGAGAAAGGGAGUAAUGAAAAAUUAGAUGAAUAUCGAUUUCCUCUUCAACUACUACAGAUACUUGGUAGCAAUAAUAAUAAUAAUAACAAUAAUGGAAUGAAAGAACCGUCGGGAUUUCAACUUGAUAAACGAAAUGUUGUACUUGAUGCAAAUCCGAAUUCCCUUCAAGAUGCGAAUUUCGAUUUAUUUCAAGAAGAAAGAAUCAAACGUUCCGGAUCAAAUUCGGGAAGUUUCAUUUCCGGCAUUGCUUCCAAAGUUAUUGGCGGCAUUGCCGGUGCUUCCUCCGGACUUUCCAAGGGUUCAUCAAGUUCGUCUGAUUCAUCUCAUACCCAUGGCACGACUGCUUAUGGACCACCGGUUUAUUCGUACGAGCACCAAUCGUUCAAUGCCUGGGACUUCAAGAAAGCCAUUCUAAAUACAGUUUUCCAAGCAAUUAAAGCAAUUGGAGGUGGUGUACUGGCUUUAAAGGGACAAUUAAUCAAAGGCGGUGGAUUCCUUAUAUCGACCAAGGGUCGUCUUAUUAGCAGUACAGGAGAGGCGAUUUCAAAUUUAGGCCGUAACAUUGCAAGUAGUACUUAUGUGGUUGCACCGAAACCAGUUUACACCCAAAGUGGAUACGCCUAUAGUCCGCCAUCGGGUCAAACUUUCAGUCACGAGGAAUCUUACGAGGGAUCACCCCCAAGCUCCCAUGAUUAUUCAUCUGCUGCAUUCGAGGACAGUUAUCAUCCUCAAAAUAAUUUUGGAGCAGCAUCCGAUGACGAUGUGCAAGCUGGCCUGGUGAUCAUGUCCCCAAAUCAUCAUCAAGACGACCUUUCAACCGAUCUGGAUCCCCGUCAUCCAAAUAUCGAAGCACUCGAGGAGAGUUUCGGAGGAGGUUCACCAACAUCAUCUAUCCUCAGCAGUAACAAACCAGAAAUUUUCUACUCCCUCCCCCAACAUGAUCUACAACUACCAACAACAAAACCACAUUUGCCAUUUGUAUCAAAGGAUCAAAAGAAUUCUCUAAAACAAUCAUCGACACUUCAAAAUUCCGUGUUUCAUGUCGAAGUUCCAAAAAUCGAUCCCCUACCAAUUUCACCAACAAAUCCCAGCAAUAGUCUUCACAUUGAUUAUCCACCAAAUAAUGCUGCAAUUGCUCAAGACUCAAAUCAACAGAAGAAGAAACAAAUUUUUAAUCUCGCAAGUAUCCUUCAAUCGGCAGCAAAGUUAAAAAGUGUAAAUAAGUUUCCUGGAACUACGGAAAUGGACUUUCUAAAGUUACCAACUUUUAAUCAAAUAAUUAUGAAGGACGGUGGAUUUUCCUUCGAUCAUCCACAGUAUCAUCAAGGUCCUCAUCAGCAGUUUGUGAACGAUAUCAAGGAGCCAAUUGUUUCGGGUUUACCGAUUUCAAUUGGUCAUCAGGAAUCAUUGAAGAUACCGAUUCUUGGUGAAUUGCCAAAAGAGCCGCGCUAUCAUGAAUAUCAAAAUAUUGGAAAUGGACCGUUUCCGUUGGAAAUGUUUGAGACAUUCGAUAAUACAAAGCAAUAUGGCGAUGAUGUUUUUGGGGGAAAAUUAAUUUCACAGAGUCUUGAGGUACAACCGGCUGUUGGAUAUUCUCUAAAUGACGCUGGACUGCAUAGGAUAUAGAAUUUGAGACUGAUGAUUUGAGACUAAGUGGUCUACGCUUACGCUUUUUAUCCAACCCGAUCAAAGUUUUGGAUAGGAAAGAAAUAAGGUUAUCACUUAACAUAAAAAUGAAGAACCACCAAAAAAAAAAAAAAACAAAUUCAAAUCAAGAUGUUAAAAAUAUCUUCAGUCUUUUACAGAAAUAAUAACAAUGAUUAAUUUCUGUGACAAUUUCUGCUGUGUUAAAAAAAAGUUCUAUAUAGUGAAUUGUGUGUGCGUAUACCAAGUGUUUAAUUCUACGAUAAUAGUUUAAUUAUAAAUUUUAAAUGAGUCCAUAUACUUUUGUUAAUAGCAAUAUUCUUCUAAUUCUUUUUUAUAUACUGCAAUUAAAAGCGAAAAAAUUCAAGCACUCUACACUUGAAAUUAUAUAAAGUUAAACUCAUUAAAAUGUUAAAAGUUUCUAAUUAAUCCUUUUUCGCAGCAUAAUUAUAUAUUUAAUGCUUUUAAAUCAAAAGACAUAUUUUUAAUUUG
Messenger RNA from Leptopilina heterotoma, 2600 nucleotides. RefSeq lists its product as uncharacterized. The transcript has 6 exons. The record is from RefSeq and is a predicted model, not a curated record. The coding region runs from base 243 to 2090 and encodes 615 amino acids. NCBI's taxonomy places the organism in Eukaryota, Metazoa, Arthropoda, Insecta, Hymenoptera, Figitidae.